UCCUGGUAUUGAUAUGAAUCCCGACGUUGAUGACUGGAUAAACUCGCAUUGUUUAGACGCUGAUGUUUUUGUCCUCGUAUCUAAUGCUGAGUCGACAUUAAUGAAUGCCGAAAAGAAUUUCUUUCAUCGAGUUAGCGAAAGACUCUCCCGCCCGAAUAUAUUCAUUUUAAACAAUCGCUGGGACGUUUGUGUUGAAGAAGAACCCUCGAUGGUGGAAGAGGUCAAGCAGCAACAUUUGGAGAACGACAUCUCCUUCCUCUCAAACCAGCUCUCAGUCAUAGACCCUGACACUGCUAGGGAGAGAGUUUAUUUCGUUUCGGCUAAAGAAGUUGUAACGAUUAGAAACAGACAGAGAGAAAAUCAGAGCGACUUGGGCAGGGGACUUCACGAUGGCUACAAGGGACGUCUUCUUGAGUUUGAGAGAUUUGAGUUAAAGUUUAAAGAGUGCUUAUCAAAUUCGGCGAUUAAGACAAAAUUCGAGCAGCACCACUCACGAGGUCUAGAGAUUGUCCUCGAAUUGGAAGAACUUCUUAACUUUGAAAGCGAACAAGCAACUCAGAAAAAUUCUUUAAUACAAAGCGAAUUGCAGGAGAUUUGUUCUAAGCAGCAAAAUUUGAAUGAUAAAGGACAUCUUGUGUAUCAGAGAUCAAUACAGAAGACGCAGUCAAUGGCGGCUGAGUUGGAGUCAAGAGUUCAAGCAGCAAUGGAAGGAAUACUGGGACAUAUAGCUACUGUAGCUGAUGAAUAUAAGCCUCAAGAAGACUUCGACCACACAAAGACAGAGACAUUCAAGGCUGGACUCUACUCUCACAUUGACGAGUUGGUACAGAAGCAGCUGACCAGCCUCUGUCCAGCGACACUAGGUGACGUCCAUCGUACCACUUGUUCAACCAUCGUCUCGGACUAUCAGCAACUUUUAGGACUCACUCAAGAGCAAGUAGCUGAGUACCAGCUAGAGCCUCCUCUGGUCUCAAGAACCAUAUCUUGUAAGGAACUUUGUAAAGACUUUCGGGAGGACCUGGAGUUUCGUUUCUCACUUGGGAUAUUCUCAUUCAGUAGAUGGGUCAAUACCGGGAGUAUAAUGUUCACUGUUCAAAGACACGUUUCAAGAAUGUCCUCAAUAGUUCCAGCUGAACUGCUCCUCCCUGUGUCCCUCCUGGGAGGAGGAAUGAUUUUAUCCCGGCUUCUUAGUUGGAGAUUUGAUUCUGAGAUUAAUGCUCUUCGUACCAGCUAUCGUGACGUUCUCAUAACAGAUAUCAGGAGGUUACUGGAUAAAUUAAAUACAUCUGUGAACUCUGCCCAGUCUGAAUACGAAGCUACAAUCAGCAGACUGACAGAAGAAGAGAGAAAUUUAGGAGAACUUCAGGGAAAAUUGCACACUCUGAGGAACUCUGUCCAGCUAUUAAAGAGAGACCUGGAUGAUUUCAAAGAAGAGUAUCUUGACAGUGUAGACUAG
Amphimedon queenslandica is the source of this 1456-nucleotide messenger RNA. RefSeq names its product mitofusin-2-like. Gene Ontology annotation, biological process: mitochondrion localization; mitochondrial fusion. Gene Ontology annotation, cellular component: mitochondrial outer membrane. The record is from RefSeq and is a predicted model, not a curated record. The annotation marks the transcript as partial. Lineage: Eukaryota; Metazoa; Porifera; Demospongiae; Haplosclerida; Niphatidae. The transcript has 9 exons. Gene Ontology annotation, molecular function: GTPase activity; GTP binding.